This is a messenger RNA of Filobasidium floriforme, 714 nucleotides long. RefSeq lists its product as uncharacterized. The record is from RefSeq and is a predicted model, not a curated record. Lineage: Eukaryota; Fungi; Basidiomycota; Tremellomycetes; Filobasidiales; Filobasidiaceae. The coding region runs from base 1 to 714 and encodes 237 amino acids. The transcript is spliced from 2 exons.
AUGUCCACCGAUACCCAAGCAAUGCCUCAAGGAAAAGAGCCCCAGUCCCGACCAGUUCUUAAGUUGCUUGAGUUUGAAGAGAUCAAAUUCCAAAGAAAGACUGAUUGGCGGGGGGAAAUUGAUAAAGACACUUGGCCCAAAUUGACGGAAAAGAUGAACAGCAUCAUCCAGGACGAGAUCGCCGAGCUUAGGGAGAUUUUGGAGGGUGUCAAUGGUGCAGAGUUCAGGGAAGAUUUUGGGAAGAAGGCCAGACAAGUGCUGUCCAACAAAGAGAGCGAAUCAAGGAGAAAUGCUCUUAGGAAGAAAGCAGAACAAGGUCUGCCGAGCAAAUAUCAUCAUACAGUGAAGGUCUUGUUUGCAACCACAGUCCUCGAUUCGUCUCCGAUCGAGGUGAAGAUAGCUUUGGAAAUCACAGUGACAGAAGGGUCCACCCCCAAAGCCCCUCAGUCUGCUGCAGGUCACUCAGGCACAAUUGUUUGGUUUUUCGGCUUGCAGAAAUACACGGUCAAUCUGCCUGAGGCCGACUACCAGUUCAUGAACGCAGACAAUGACUCAGAUGACUCAUUGAGCGACAUGGGCGACACCAGCGAACCAGAAGGCUCCCACUCCAAUAACUUAGAUCCAAGCGGACGUCCAAGCUACACCGGCUACACCGGCUACAGCAUGAAUCCGUCGUUUCAGGGGGCGUCUAAUGCAUACAGCAUGUGGGGUUAG